This is a messenger RNA of Zophobas morio, 1059 nucleotides long. It is a transcript of the gene Msh, whose product is annotated as homeobox protein MSX-3-like. Gene Ontology annotation, cellular component: nucleus. Gene Ontology annotation, molecular function: RNA polymerase II transcription regulatory region sequence-specific DNA binding; DNA-binding transcription factor activity, RNA polymerase II-specific. Lineage: Eukaryota; Metazoa; Arthropoda; Insecta; Coleoptera; Tenebrionidae. The transcript has 2 exons. The coding region runs from base 172 to 891 and encodes 239 amino acids. Gene Ontology annotation, biological process: regulation of transcription by RNA polymerase II; embryonic morphogenesis. The record is from RefSeq and is a predicted model, not a curated record.
CCCAGCUCGAUUUGGGUAAUAAAGAGUGGGCGGAGCCGCCGCCUCAGGCCACGCCCCCUGUUGCAUGGUCCCUUUCAACCAACACUUCGAACCUCAGUCGACCAGAGCCGCUACGACAAGCAACACCACGCUCCACCAGUGUUGUAGAGUUUUGAUGAGUGAGUGCCAAAGAUGGAAGAAACGAAAACAGAAAUCAAGUCGAAGAUCUCCUUCAGCGUGGAGGCGUUGUUGUCGAAGAAGGACGACGACGAGGAGGAGCACAGGCUGGACGCCAGUAGUGAUCACUUCGACGACGACGACGAGAAUAUCACAGUAGACGAUGACGACACCGACGGCCGGGAGAGUCUCAGCCCUAAUUCCGCACACACGGUGGUCAUUCCGCAGCCCUUGCACCCUUCUGUACCUAGGCUAGGCCCGCCGCAGUGGCCCUUCGCGUGGGGGUCGCUGGUGAGGUCCGCAUCGCCGCAGACCAGUAUGACCAGCGCCCCCCCAGGUCCCCCCAUCGUGCGGUGCGCCCUCCGCAAGCACAAGCCCAACCGCAAGCCCCGGACGCCCUUCACCACGCAGCAGCUCCUCGCCCUGGAGAAAAAAUUCCGCGAUAAGCAGUACUUGAGCAUAGCCGAGAGGGCGGAGUUCUCCAGCUCGCUGCGGCUGACGGAAACUCAAGUCAAGAUCUGGUUCCAGAACCGGAGGGCAAAGGCGAAGCGGCUGCAGGAAGCUGAGUUGGAGAAGCUGCGGCUCAGUGCCCGGCCACUGCUGCCGCCGAGUUUCGGGCUGUUUCCCGGGGGCGCGCCGCCACUGGUGUCGCCGUUCCUGGCGGCGAUGGCCCACCGGCCCCCCCACUUCGCCUUCCCUGGCGCGCCCGCGCAUAUUCUCAAUAUUCCGCAAUGACACAGUGAGAGUGAGUGCAAUUGUUGAUAGAUAAUGAUAAGACUGAUUAGUGAUUUUUUUACGGUUCUGUUUUGUAUAAAUGUGUCUUUUUGUUUAUGUACAAAGGUUUAUUUAAUUUUGUUGUAUUAUACUGUACAUAGAGAAUGGAUAUUAAAUGUUUGUUUUUAA